ACAAAAGAGAAAACCCAAAGAAAAAACAGAGGGGGGAUUUGGGUUUAGCCAUUAAGGUUCUUCUUGUUCGGAAAACCCUACUAGUGUACUGGAAGCCUUAGGUUUAACACUAGCCGAUACAAUUACAGAGCUCCUUUGCUGAAGGCGGUGGUGGUCAUGAUGUCACUCUCUCUUCCUCACUCACUCCCUCGCUCUCCUCCUCUCCAGUUAAACCCGCCCAGAAUCGUUCCCUCGUCUCAUCGCUUCACUCUUUUCCGAUGCUCCGCCAGUCUCAGAGCCUCUCUCAAUUCCCAAAAUUCCAGAGUCAGUGUUCGACUCCCUGCCGCGAAUCAACCAGUUGCAACAAAGUUACAAGUGGAACGUUUUGCAAGCAUUUCUUCCUCGAACAGUCAAGAAACAUCUUCUGUUGGUGUCAACCCACAAUUCUCAGUACCUCCCCCACCCUCCAAUACAGGAUCACCUCUAUUUUGGAUUGGCGUUGGUGUUGCGUUUUCUGCAGUAUUUUCAUGGGCUGCUGGAAGGUUAAAGAAUUAUGCAAUGCAACAAGCUUUUAAGACUGUGAUGGGCCAGAUGAAUUCACAAAAUGACCAGUUCAGUAAUGCUGCAUUUUCUCCGGGAUCACCUUUUCCAUUUCCAGCAGCUCCAGGAUCGCCGUCUGCCUCACCAUUUUCAGCAUCUGCUCAACCUUCUUUCACAGAUGUAUCUGCAACCAGAGUAGAUGAAUCACCACCAGCCUCAUCAGCCUCGUCAGCCACUCCUUCCACACCUGCUACUGAUGUCAAAGACGAAGAAAAACCAAAGAAAGAACAGAAAAGUUAUGCUUUUGUAGAUGUUACUCCAGAAGAAACUGUGCAGCAGAGUCCUUUUGAAAGUAGCUUACGAGAUACUGAAAUAGGUUCAUCUAAGGAAGCCAAGAAUAAUGUGGAAGGUUCUCAGAAUGGAGCUGCUUUUAAGCAGGGGACAGAUGCUCCCAUGGGGUCUCAAAAUACUGGAAAAGAAAAUUCUGUUCUAUCAGUGGAAGCAUUGGAGAAAAUGUUGGAAGAUCCGACUGUACAGAAGAUGGUUUACCCCUAUUUACCUGAGGAGAUGAGGAAUCCCACUACUUUCAAAUGGAUGCUACAAAAUCCACAAUAUCGCCAACAGCUAGAAGACAUGUUACGUAAUAUGGCUGGAAGCAGUGAAUGGGACAAUCGAAUGAUGGAUUCUUUGAAAAAUUUUGAUCUUAGCAGUCCAGAGGUCAAGCAGCAGUUUGAUCAGAUUGGGCUUACACCUGAGGAAGUUAUUUCAAAAAUAAUGGACAAUCCUGACGUUGCUAGGGCAUUUCAAAAUCCAAGAGUUCAAGCUGCCAUAAUGGAUAUUAUUUUGUGUCUUGUGCAGUGUUCGCAGAAUCCAAUGAGUAUUGCAAAAUAUCAAAAUGAUAAGGAGGUGAUGGAUGUCUUCAAUAAGAUAUCAGAACUUUUCCCCGGAGUGUCUGGAUCACCUUGAAACUAUGAAAGCUUUCCCAAACCACUGAGCAUGGCACUCAUUAUCAUGAGUUCAUGACCAUGCAUUGCAUGGGGUGUCAUAUUAGUGCACUGUUUUGAGAUAGUAGUUAGAUGUCCUUGGUGUAAUCUAUUGGAUGAACUGAAAGCGAAAUGUUGCUAUGGGAGUAGAUUGUAUAUUGAGUUCUGAAAAUCUUUCUAGCAUUCUUUUGUGAUGUGGGUUUUUGUAGCUGUAUUUGAAAUGUUAUGUAGCAAAUUCUACCCAAUAAAAUUGAUAGGAUUUACAAA
Molecule: messenger RNA, 1769 nt
Organism: Rosa chinensis
Lineage: Eukaryota; Viridiplantae; Streptophyta; Magnoliopsida; Rosales; Rosaceae
Product: protein TIC 40, chloroplastic
Exons: 14
Coding region: 157-1485 (442 amino acids)
Biological process (GO): protein import into chloroplast stroma; chloroplast organization
Cellular component (GO): chloroplast inner membrane; chloroplast thylakoid membrane
Source: RefSeq, a predicted model, not a curated record